This is a messenger RNA of Ostrea edulis (European flat oyster), 1110 nucleotides long. RefSeq lists its product as uncharacterized. Gene Ontology annotation, cellular component: cytoplasm; ubiquitin ligase complex; Golgi apparatus. Bases 73 to 1032 code for a protein of 319 amino acids. The transcript is spliced from 3 exons. NCBI's taxonomy places the organism in Eukaryota, Metazoa, Mollusca, Bivalvia, Ostreida, Ostreidae. The record is from RefSeq and is a predicted model, not a curated record. Gene Ontology annotation, biological process: negative regulation of protein phosphorylation; regulation of mitochondrion organization; regulation of cellular response to oxidative stress. Gene Ontology annotation, molecular function: ubiquitin protein ligase activity; ubiquitin conjugating enzyme binding; zinc ion binding.
CAUAAAGCCGAAUUAGCAAAGUAUCUUACUUUCACAAGCACAUUACUGUUUUGUCAUCAGCCGGGAAAAAGCAUGUCAGAGAUGAUAACUUUUAAAACACUGUCAUGUGAUACACUCCAUAGUAUCCCUCAGGCAUCUACUGUAGCAGAGAUGAGAAAGUCUGUAGCCUUAAACCUGGACACCGAAUACUGGCUCGUCGAUAUCGUGAACGUGGACAACUUCUUCAUCUACGAUUCAGAGACUACGAGUGACGUCCUGCACGAUCCAUUCCACGUCAUGGUGUGGGCGGAGAGCCGACCUGUGUCUGGACAGCUUACAACAUCCAACCCAGACAUCGUGUGGGAGUACGAGUCAGACUCAAGACUGGAGCUCUCAUGUGGCCAUGCUAUCACGCCCGACAAUUUGUACGGUUUAGUUCGUGAGAAAAUUCUUCAAAACGAGCACAUUCUACGAUGUCCUGGGAAAAUAGGCUUUAGAACUUGUAAUCAAAUAUGGGAUAAUCAAGAAAUCCUGGAAAAGUGUAUGUUAAGUGUCGACGAAUACAUCUUUUUUACUGGAAAACUUUCUUUCAACUAUUUAAACAAAACAAACAAUGAAGAUAUAAAGAACUGCCCUAGAUGUGGCUCAUAUUGCAUGAAGAUAAGAAGUUUAGAAACACAUGUGAAAUGUGUAUACUGUUCAAACAGUCAGUAUUGCACCUAUAAAUUUUGUUGGUAUUGUAUGGAAGAAUGGAAACCGAACCAUGACUGUAGCUUGUUCAACGAGUUGGGAAAUAAUGCGGAAAUAUCCUGUCAGUUGCGAGACUGCCCCAGAAAAACUCUCGACUAUUCCAAUAUGGAAGAUGUUCCUUCAAAACGUCUAUGUCCAAAUUGUAAGACAUUGUUACAGCAUGACCAAGCCUGUAAAUCUAUGUUAUGUAAAUUUUGUAAAACAGAAUUUUGUUUUGCAUGUUUGCAAAUAGCAAUCAAUGGAAAACUACCAUGUGGGGAAUUUAAUGGACGCUGUAAUGUAGCACCCAUUCAAUCAACAUAAUCCCUUUUGUACUGAACGUCUUCGUCAAAUGUGCUCAAGAUAUAAUAAUAUGAUAAAAAUAAAACUAAUAUCAAGCUA